AACGGGAAUGAAUGUCAGCAUAUCAGCGCCCACCAGGAAACAACUGCCCCGAGAAAUUGCCUGCCAGCAUCCAGAAGCCUCUCGGAAACUUUUCAUUGCAUGCUGUGCUCACAGCCCCUGCUCUUGGCGCCAGCCUCACGUAUCAAGAUGUGCGGCCGCCCCCUUAUAAAACAGAGGCCCCUGUAUUUUUGCCCAUUCGCGGAAAUUACUGCCGGAGAGAAGCGAGGUGCCAAUAUACAUUUUACCUAAAAGACGUUUGGUCAUUCUGUUCAACUCAGAUUUCGCAUUUCCAAACGCGCACCAGCAGAUAUGCACACCUAUUGGAUUGGGCUCGUUGCCCUCGCAGCCCUAUCCAGCCCUGUAACAGCAGCCACCAAAAAGUGCUACUACCUAGACGGCUCUUCGACCGAUAACUCAUUUGUACCAUGCCGACCAGACGACGAUAACAGCGCCUGCUGCGCAUCCAACAAGACGGGUGGCGAUAUCUGCCUCGCCAGCGGCCUGUGCUAUGCGCAAGAUGGCCCAUUCAACGGCUUCAUAUACUCCAACGGAUGCACAGAUAAAUCGGGCAAGUCGGCAUCAUGUGUGAAUGUCUGCCCAGACACCUUCGUCAACUCGGCUGUUGGCAAAAAGGCCCGAGUUUACAAUAUCCUGCCCUGCAAUCCAGGCCAAUUUUGCUGCAGAGCCUCCGAUGAUAAAAAGAGCUGCUGCUCAAACUCCGACGCCAUGAUCAAGCGCGACAUUGGAAAGAUAAUUCUUCCGGACGCCCCUAGCACAAGCGCAAACCCUUCGGCCACAAGCUCUAGCUCACAAGGAACGCAAACUAAACCACCACUAUCGACUGGUAGUUCGACAGACACAGCGACAGAAUGUCCGAAAGAUAAUACAGCCGUUGUGGGUGGUGCGGUCGGAGGUACUCUUGGUGCGGCGCUGCUUGCCUCGCUAGUUGCUAUUGCGUUCCUCUUGAAGCGCCGGCCAAAGCCGGUGCCUGAAUAUAACGGUAUUGGAAAUGGUAGCGAACCAAAGUACCAGACGGAACUGGAAACUCCUCGUCAACAUACGGCAUAUGAACUUGCAGGUCAAGAACAGCAUUAGAGCCGGAGGUUGCUCGUUGUGAGGGGGGAGUUAGGCAUAGUUUACAUGGCAAAAUUCACGUAGCCUUGAUGAAUAAAGAACACUUUGCAUUAAUCAACUACUAUACGUAUACUUUCUGAACUUGUUUCAUGUACCCUCAUUUCUUAGAAGCCCGUCAUUUUUUUAGAUCUUAGAGAACUUCUUAAAAGCAGAGAUGAGGUUGCCAGUAGAGUUGUCGUGGCCCUCGCCGCUUCCAGGCUCGUCGAGCUCCUUCAAGAUCUUCUUGGCCAAGACCUUGCCGAGCUCAACACCCCACUGGUCGAAGCUGUUGAUGUCCCAGAUGGCACCCUCGGUGAAGGUGAGGUGCUCGUAGUAAACGAUGAGAGCACCGAGUUCAGCAGGGCCAAUAGAGCCACCGACGAGGAUGGAAGUGGUAGGGCGGUUGCCAAGGAAGCGCUUGUGGGGGACAAGGUCGCCAGUGGUUCCCUCGGCCUGGACCUGCUCGUCAGUCUUGCCAACCAUCAAAGCCUCAGCCUGGGCGAAGAAGUUGGAUGCCAACAUCUUCUGGUGGAGGUUGUUAGAAACAGGGUUGUGGGACUGAGCGGCCAAGAUGAAGUCGGUAGGAAUCAGCUUGGUGCCCUGGUGAACAAGCUGGAAGAAGGAGUGCUGGGCGUUGGUGCAAGGCUCGCCAAAGAGGAUGGGGCCUGUACUAAAGUUAGCAUGACUGAAGUGCAAUACUAUGUAUGUAAAGACUUACCGGUGGUGUACUUGACAGAGGAACCGUCAGAGGCAAUAGACUUGCCGUUGGACUCCAUGGACAGUUGCUGGAGGUAGGCGGGGAAUCGGUGCAGGUAUUGGUCAAAGCUGUAUAGCCAAAUUAGUCGAGUUCAAGAUAGUUUCAUGGCGAAACAAUUCAACUUACGGGGCAACCAAGUGGGUUUGGGCCUGGAAGAAAUCAGAGUACCAGACGCUCAACAGGCCACCAAGGACGGGAAUGUUCUCGCGGAGGGGAGUCUCGCGGAAGUGCUUGUCCAUGGCGUGGGCACCACUGAGGAACUUGUGAAAGUUGUCGAAGCCAAUGUACAGGGCAACGCUGAGGCCAAUGGCACUCCAGACAGAGUAACGGCCGCCAACCCAGCUCUCAAAGCCAAACAUGUUCUUCUUGUCAAUGCCGAACUUGGUAACCUCUUCCUCGUUGGUGGAAAGGGCAACAAAGUGCUUGGCAAUCUCGCCCUUGUUGUCAGUCUUCUCGAGGAACCAGGUCUUGGCGGUGUUGGCGUUGGUGGUAGUCUCGGCCGUGGUGAAGGUCUUGGAAGCGAUCAAGAAGAGCGUGGUCUCGGGGUCGGAGUUGGCGAGAGCUUCAGCAAUGUGCGUUCCGUCAAUGUUGGAGACAAAGUGGAGGGUCAUGUCCUUGGCACCGUAGUACUUGAGAGCCUCAGUGACCAUGACAGGGCCG
[Torrubiella] hemipterigena is the source of this 2530-nucleotide messenger RNA. Lineage: Eukaryota; Fungi; Ascomycota; Sordariomycetes; Hypocreales; Clavicipitaceae. The record is from the annotation of a GenBank genome assembly.